Messenger RNA from Penicillium verhagenii, 639 nucleotides. Its product is annotated as CENP-X/MHF2 family protein. Gene Ontology annotation, biological process: replication fork processing; DNA repair; resolution of meiotic recombination intermediates. NCBI's taxonomy places the organism in Eukaryota, Fungi, Ascomycota, Eurotiomycetes, Eurotiales, Aspergillaceae. The transcript has 2 exons. The record is from RefSeq and is a predicted model, not a curated record. Gene Ontology annotation, cellular component: FANCM-MHF complex; Fanconi anaemia nuclear complex. Gene Ontology annotation, molecular function: protein heterodimerization activity. Bases 1 to 639 code for a protein of 212 amino acids.
AUGGCAGGCGAACCUCAACAAAAACGUCGCCGACUCCCUUUCAAGCCUCCUGGUCGCACCUCCAGUGCUGGACCAUCCGCGAUGCCACCAACCGUCGCCAAGGACAACGGCAAAGCCAAAGCCAAGGAAAUCACCGCCGAAUCCUCAUCAAAAGCCACACCAGCAUCAAAUCUUAAAACUCGGCCCGCAACCUCCAACCCCACUUCCAGCAAACGACCCCGUGAUGAUGCCUUUAAUGCUCUACCCGCAACUCCCUCUGACUUCGCGUCCGACUCCGACUCCGAAACACAAGGUAGCGAACGCCAGCGCCCUUUUUCCGAAGAGCCGGAUUAUAUGCUCGCAGAAAUCACACAUCGGACGCCGCAGGAGAAUAUCGCGAUGGGGACUCCACAGAUACACCCUAAGCUAUUGACAGCACUCUUUCAUCAUUUCUUCAAGCACGAUAAGACUCGCAUAUCAAAGGACGCCGAUGCUCUGAUGGCAAAGUAUAUGGAUCUCUUUGUACGAGAGGCUAUUGCGCGUGGGAAACUGGAGAGAGAUUUGGUCAACGAGAGCAAGGGGAGGACGGGCCCGGCGGAUAACUUCAUUGAGGUCGAGGACCUUGAAACAUUGGCACCAUGGCUUGUCAUGGAUUUCUAG